Charadrius vociferus (killdeer) is the source of this 146-nucleotide messenger RNA. RefSeq names its product Purkinje cell protein 4 like 1 (gene PCP4L1). NCBI's taxonomy places the organism in Eukaryota, Metazoa, Chordata, Aves, Charadriiformes, Charadriidae. The annotation marks the transcript as partial. The record is from RefSeq and is a predicted model, not a curated record. The transcript has a single exon.
CCAAAGCUGUCGACCCCAAGAAGGUGGAGGAGGAGGAAGAGGAGAUUGACAUCGACCUGAGCGCGCCCGAGACGGAGAAAGCUGCGCUCGCCAUCCAGGGCAAAUUCCGCCGCUUCCAGAAGCGGAAGAAGGAGUCGGGGCCCUGA